Messenger RNA from Rhinolophus ferrumequinum (greater horseshoe bat), 465 nucleotides. RefSeq names its product spermatogenesis associated 19 (gene SPATA19). The transcript is spliced from 6 exons. Lineage: Eukaryota; Metazoa; Chordata; Mammalia; Chiroptera; Rhinolophidae. The coding region runs from base 1 to 465 and encodes 154 amino acids. The record is from RefSeq and is a predicted model, not a curated record.
AUGAUAAUUACGACAUGGAUUGUGUAUAUUCUCUCCCGGAAAGGUGUAGGGUUCCCCUUCCCACCAAAAACCAGUUCGGAUAUUGAAGUUGUGGAAAGCGAGGCUGUGUCUGUAGUACAACACUGGUUGAACAAAACUGAAGAAGAGGCUUCCCAGGAUAUAAAGGAGAAGAUGUCCACCACCAACCCUCCUACCUAUGGCCAAGAUGUGCAUGUGACCAGAGAUGUGGUGAAGCACCAUCUCUCAAAGUCUGAUUUGUUAGCAAACCAGAGUCAAGAAGUCCUGGAGGAAAGAACAAGAAUCCAGUUCAUAAGAUGGAGCCAUACCCGUAUCUUCCAAGUGCCAAGUGAGGUGAGAGAAGAGGUUAUGCGUGACAGAAUAGAGCAGGUGAGACGAAGCUUAUGCCAUUUAACGGAUGAAUCAUCUCAGGAGAUUCACAGCAGAAAUUCCCACUCAGACUGCUGA